AUGACGACUACGAUGCUAACGGAGAGUAAGAGACAGUAUGUGGGCUCGAUCAAGACCGUUUGUGGGCAUACCGAAGGGGCCGCCGAAAUUGCCGCGGUUCUGAAAGGUUCCCUCGCGCUGCAGCACAAGACCAUACCCCCGAAUCUGCUGUUCAACCAAUGGCACCCCAACGUGCAGCCGUUUUCCGAACAUCUCGCCGUGCCCACGCAGGCGCUGCUGUGGCCUGUCGUGGCGCCUGGCCAGCCGCGUAGGGCUAGUAUCAACAGCUUCGGCUUCGGGUGUGCCAAUGCACACGCCAUCCUGGAAAGCUAUGAAAUGGCGGUCCCGGACAGCCCCCCAAGCUCCAAUCCUGCAGUAGUGACUGCGUUCCUCUUUUCCGCCACCUCGGAGAGAUCGCUUAAUGCCAUGUUAUCCGCGUAUGCGGCGUGGCUUCAACAACCUUUCCCUGCGUCUUCGGCGGUAAACCUGCGGAAUCUGAGUUAUACACUGCAUGCGCGGAGAUCUGAACUCUCCGUGCGAGCCGCGAUUCCGGCCACCAGUUCGGUGGAAACCCUAACGCAGCGAGUGGCAUCCCGCCAAGCACAGGGCGCGUCCGCGCGGAUUCUAGGCGUCUUCACCGGCCAAGGCACGCAAUAUAUGUAUAUGUAA
Aspergillus uvarum CBS 121591 is the source of this 648-nucleotide messenger RNA. RefSeq names its product putative polyketide synthase. The record is from RefSeq and is a predicted model, not a curated record. Gene Ontology annotation, biological process: secondary metabolite biosynthetic process; fatty acid biosynthetic process. Gene Ontology annotation, molecular function: fatty acid synthase activity. The transcript has 4 exons. Lineage: Eukaryota; Fungi; Ascomycota; Eurotiomycetes; Eurotiales; Aspergillaceae. Bases 1 to 648 code for a protein of 215 amino acids.